Messenger RNA from Solea solea (common sole), 1176 nucleotides. RefSeq names its product speriolin-like protein. The record is from RefSeq and is a predicted model, not a curated record. Lineage: Eukaryota; Metazoa; Chordata; Actinopteri; Pleuronectiformes; Soleidae. The transcript has a single exon. The coding region runs from base 180 to 947 and encodes 255 amino acids.
AAUAAUUUGUUAAACACCAAUACAAACGAGUAGUAAAGGAGGAGGCAAAGGGACAGAGAAGAAGGCAAAUAUGCAGUAUUAUAAUUGACGCCAACUGCAGUAAAACAUCAAUUAAAAACAAGUUGGCACACAAGUUGACUUUAACACUGUGAUUCAUCUCUUGAACUGGAAGCCUGACAAUGGACCCAGAGCAAACCAUUGCUGGCUUGGUAUCAAAAAAUGAGCAACUUGAACAUAAAAAUGAGCAGAUGAAGUUGCUGGUCAGCGACCUGACAGGCUGGAUUCACAACUUCAAUGAUAUUCUGACGGAGUCAGCAGGGAACCCUCCCAAUCUGUGUCAGACCCUUUGUGAUGAGAGAGAGUUCAGAAAACCUUUGCACCAAAGCAAACACAUACACCGAACCUCAUCCCCUGCUGACUACAGGUCUUUAAUUCAAAACUCAAUCUGCAUCGACACAAGUGAGCUUGGCUGCCCAGCUGAAUAUCCUCAUGAUGUCAAAGAAAGGAUAAUAGGAGAGAUUGCCCACCAACUGGAUAGAAGUAUUCUGUCACAUGUUUUCCAGGGCCGAAAGAGGUUUUAUGGUUUCACAAUAGCUAACAUACCAAACAAGAUCAUAGAUAUUAGCACACAUCCAUUGUCAGGGAAGGUGGAUGAAGGCUAUCGAUUGUAUCUCAAUCAGAGGUACACUGACCUCAUGGAGCAGUUAAAACAGUUGGGAUACAAAAUCACACUUCAUCCAGCAUUCACUGAAUUUGUAGUCAACACAUAUGGAAUCCUGAAGGACAAACCAGAUGAAAUACAAACAGUGAAAUUCACUAAUCCAGAGACUCUGAGGAAGAUAAUAAUGACCACAGCACCAAUAAAGCUUCAAGAGGAUCUGUUCGUUUUGCUCAGCUGCUACAGCCACAUGACCAAGAGGAAAAAGAAGUCUCAGAGCUACAGAUGAGUGUAUUCAAAUCUACAAGUUUACGCCAUACUCAAAUUAAAAAUAAACAUUGAUGAAUAGAAUGAUGAUGACCUGAUGAAGGCAGAAUUGUAAAUGUUUUAAUUUCAAUAUUUUUUAAUUCCAUGUCGCUACCUGCUUCAGAUUUUAUUGAAGUAUUGCUUUUUCCCUAAUGUUCAUCAGCAUUAAAAAACUAGGGCUGCAAGCGUCUCUGAUUGGUCACUCAGUGUGA